UCGAACCAAAUUGCGUAUCAGCGAAUUGCGAUAAUCGUCCGGCAAAUGCGCGAUACACGCAUAACAGCUGGCACCAAUCCAAAUCAGUAUUAACUCCACGGCGCAACCGUUUGUUUACGAUCGCUAUUUUUUCAUUGCGUUAUCUCCGUUCGUUGCGUUAUCGUCACUGAUCUUUAUCAAAAUUCCAACAAAUAAAUUGACACCUUGUCACUAAUUACGAAAUUAGGUUGACGGAAUGAUUUAAAUUGAUGUUUGGGUCGAGUGAUGUAUGUGUCGGGUGAGUUUUGGUAGUUUGCGGAUGAAAUGCAGGUGCAUCAGGAUUUCACCAAAACAGAAAUGUCCUUGAAAAUACGAAUUUUCUUGAAAACGUGCGGUCACGUGUUGUGAACAAAAACAGACGAUUGGUUGUUGUGGAGCGUGCCCUGCGCGCGACCGAUGCGCAACAGUGACCACAAAAUGCCGUCAGAGUCCAAACCUUUGUUGACAGCUCAGACGGAAAAGCCAAAUCAUUACUCAUAUCUGAAGGAGUUCCGCGUCGAGCAAUGCCCGCUCUUCUUACAGCACAAAUGCACGCAGCAUCGUCCGUUCACCUGUUUCCACUGGCAUUUCAUGAACCAGAGGCGACGUAGACCCGUCCGAAGACGCGACGGUACCUUUAAUUAUAGCGCGGACAACUACUGUACAAAAUACGAUGAGACAACUGGCAUCUGUCCCGAUGGAGACGACUGCCCAUACUUGCACAGAACUGCGGGCGACACUGAGCGCCGGUAUCACCUGAGAUAUUACAAGACCUGCAUGUGUGUACACGAUACCGAUUCACGCGGCUACUGCGUAAAGAAUGGAUUGCACUGCGCAUUCGCUCACGGCAGUCACGAUCACAGGCCGCCCGUCUACGACAUUAAGGAAAUACAGGCGCUCGAGGCGUCCGAAGCUGAAGGCAGCGGCUCCGCCAACGGACCGAACGCUCUGGACAAAGAACGGAAUUUGAUGAACGAAGAUCCGAAAUGGCAAGGGUUCUUGGGUGUUGUAGACACGAACUUUGUCCUGGCCAAUUACAAAACGGAACCGUGCAAAAGACCGCCACGUUUGUGCAGACAGGGCUACGCCUGUCCUCAGUACCACAACAGCAAAGACAAGAGAAGAAGUCCUCGGAAAUUUAAAUACAGAUCAACACCUUGUCCGAACGUGAAACACGGCGAGGAAUGGGGCGAGCCGGGCAACUGUGACGGCGGCGAUAUGUGUUCGUAUUGUCACACCAGGACUGAGCAACAGUUCCAUCCCGAAAUAUACAAAAGCACCAAGUGCAACGACGUACAACAGUCUGGUUAUUGCCCUCGGGGUGUUUUCUGUGCAUUUGCUCACGUGGAACAGGAAAUGGGUGUACAAAGGGACACAGGAGACUGCGGCACAAAUUUAGUUGAGAUAUUAUCCAACGCUCUUCCGUCGGACAAGAACAAAGAAAAGAGUAGUGAUAGUUCUGUAAGUUUCACGAUAUUUUACCCCGACGAAAAUGGCAGUAGCGAAGUGAGCGAAUCUGCUUCAACAUCCUCGUUAGGUUCAAAUAGUUCUCAUAAUAAAGCGCCGGGUUCGCAACUUGCCCACAAGCCGGCCUUCCAAAGACAUCCCACAAUAGGUUUAGAAUUAACUAAUAAAUUGUUAGCAAUUGACAAGGAUCCAACGUUAGAUCCGAUAGAAAGGGAACAGAGAAAACAAUCUCUCUAUUAUACGUAUAGUAAUUUAGGCGCGUCAUAUUUUACAGGCAAUGACACAGUGGAAAGUGUAGUAGGUAAUGCAUUAGAUGAUCUAAUACUGGAGGACUCCUUGGGAUUAUCGAGUGCAUUGGAUAGAGAUUCCGAAUCGCCUGGCGUUUCGAAUUCGAUAUCCGUCGGUCUGGCCUCGUCUGCCGGUCUCCUGGGCAGUUCAGCGCCCGUCAACAUUCCCAACGCCCGUUCGGGAUUGGUGAGCGGCUUUAGCCCCACCAGUAACAGUCCCCUACAACCGUUCCUCAAUGCAACCAGGUUUCCUCAAUCCGACAUCGAUUUCUUAAAUCACUCGCAGAUUCAGUUGAGUUCCAGUGCUUCGAAGAUCAACAACUAUCCCAACUUCUUCGAUUUUCAGGCACAAAGUAUAUCACCCAGCUCUAGAAACCACAAUAAUUUUAGCAUGUCGCCCAGUGUUAAUAGCGGCAUGGAAGCUCAAAGAUUAAGAGAAGAACUCAACAGUACUAGGUUACAAAUAAAUUCGUACGAGGAUAGACUGGUGCAGGUGAGGAACGCGUGUGACGCAUGGCAACGCGAGGCCGAAGAGGCUAAUCGCAAGAUGCAACAGACCGAGAGCAAACUUAACGAGACCCUCACGCAAUUGAACAACGUGAAACAAGAGCUGGAAAAUUUACAGGGCGGCCCGUAUAUCCGCAGCUUGCACAAACUGUCCGAAUUGCCCAAGUUGUCGCUGGGCGUGCUCAAGAGCCUGCAGACGCAACUCAGACAGGAUCUCGAGGAGAUCGACAAGGUAUUGUACAGGGAGACGGCCUCUAAAUGCAUGGUAUGCGAAGAACGCAACAGAACGGUCACUCUCAAUUGCAACCAUUUCGUGCUGUGCGACAGUUGCGCCGCCACUCAGACCGAGUGUCCGUACUGCCAGACGCCGGUCAAUUUGAGCACCAUGUGAAGGAGAGAUGCUUAGGGAUUGCAAACGAAACGCCCCGGUUCCCUUCGCUCGGUUCUGUGAGUACGCAAAAGGAAAAUUAAGAGGUGACAGCGCAACCGAAUAACUUUAUUUUUUACUAUUUUUUUAAGGAAUGUUUUACAUUCAAGUGCUUUUAUACAAUCAGUGUUUGAUUCGCCCUAAAGAAAAACAUUCCCCUUAAAUCCAAUCGCACACAUACACAUUCCAAAAGUCGUUCGGUAGCGCCGUCUCGCCAUGUUAUUGUAUUUACUUUCAAUUGAUUUUAUCUUCAAACGUUAAACAGUGCCAAAACACUAAACCGGAACUGACGGCGACAACUUGGGCGGGUUGGUUGCAAAUUAACAAAUUAUUAAAUGGAUUUUUUCACUAUAGGUUAUUUUCCAAUUGAUUUACGCGUAAGUUAGACCAGCGGUUCUCCUCCCUCACCGCCCUGCUGCCACAUCACAUACAUUUUAAUUUUGGUGGCCGGACGGUUUUGGGGGAGAGACGCGCAUUUUUUUCUAAUUAAUUUUUUCUGUCCGAUCCACGACCUGGACGCCGAAAAUUUUAUGUUUACUCAAUGACGUGGUUGUUCGAUGGAGCGGCGAAGAGAUCUGUGAUUGACUGAUAGUAUUUUUUAUUAUUAUUUUUAUUAUUUUUGGAUUUAACCCGCAAAAUUUUGUUGUGCUUCGUCGUUAUCGAACGAGGGGCUCAGUUCGCGGUGGAUUGGACGUGUCAAAUGAAAUUCGUUUAGUUAGGUAGGAUUUUCAAAUUUAUUAGUUUUUAUUAAAAUUUUGCUGCACCAUGUAGAACAUAUCAAUAUAUUUAUUUAUUUAGAUUAUCAUAUAUAUUUUUAUACUUCAAAUUGAAAAAAAAAAAUUAUUUUACCGACCUCCAAAUGUGAUGCGUUGCUUUAUUUCUCCCGACUUGUAUAAAUUGUAAUUAUUUUCUUAGAAUUUAAUGAAUUGGAUUGAAUAAAAAACUACUGACAAGUCAACCAAAAUAUAUUGAGCGAAAGUGAUUGAGUGGAGUGCAGCAUAAAAUGCAGUUCAAAUUGUUUUUACAAUAAAAAAAUGACUGAUACGAUUGUAUUUAUUUAUAUUAGACUUUUUUAAUUGCUGAUUCCCGAUAAUAUAUAAUAUACCUUUUUCAAUUAGCCUCUCUAAAACCAUUUGCUCCAUAUUUUGACUGCGUGGAAUUAUCAAAAGUAGCAAUAAGUUUUAAUCCUCCAGCUCUUUUGUUGAAUGUGUCUGUGUUAAUUUAAGUCGGUAGUUUUUAAGAUAGGAUAUAACAUCGAAGAUUUGAAUAAUCUUGUGAGUGUUGAAGAGUAUUUUGAUAUUAUAUAAGUGAUACAUGAAAUAAAAGAGUAUGAUAUGUCAAUUUUUGCGCCCCGAUUUGAGCAUAUGGUUUUCGAGAAUAUAAAAUGCCACAAACCAAGGAAUUUACAACUUGAUAACAUAAUAUACUUAUAUUUAGCUAGGUAGUUUUAAUAAAAUAAUAAAUUAUAAGUAGUGGGCCUAUAGUUAUUAUACACACUUAGAAUCUUUAGAAACUUUACAUAGGUCAAAGAAACUGGCUUUUACAUAAUAAACAUAUGACGGAAAUCAACUUACUAUAUCAUAAUUCUAUAAGUGCAUGAAUCAACAGAUAUAUAGAGAUUAUUUUCCUAUUUUUAUGGUAUGCUAAGUGAUUUAUUGGGUGGUGCACCCUUAAUACGUACUGUAAAUAUUAAAUAUAUUGCAAUAAAUGUAUAAUCAAACCUAAAGUCUGCGCUGAUCGGUUUUUUUGACUUAUAUAAAAUAUAUAUUUAGAAUAUAUUUGAAACAAAAAAAUUGUCUUUAAAUAAUAUCUAUUUGUCCAUUGCGUACAUUAGAAUUUGUUGUAUUUUUAAUAGUUGUUUACAAAAAUUUUAAUUUAUACUAUACAUGUAAUAUUUGUGUAAUUUAAAAUCUAUAAUUAAAUUAGAAUAUCAAAUUUUAUUAUUUUUUUAUUUGUAUUUGCGAUGUUUAUUUUUAUAUUGAAAAUUGGCAAAAGUUUUAAAGUGACGUUUUAGCAGUACAAAGUUUAUAUUUAACGACGUUAACCAUGAGUUUAGUAUGGAAUUUUUGAGAAGACAAUGCAAAAAUUCCAUACACCAAAAACUAAUAAUAAAGCAAACAGUGACAGCAGUACAAAUUUGUGAACGGGAUUUCUAAAAUGAAAAUUAAAAACUAGGGAGUAGCAUUUUUCGGCAAUAUUUGUGUGGAUAAACGUAAGUGUGUAAAAAUAAAUAAAACAUAUUUUUAAAAUGCGAAUAGUGUGAAGUAUUAUUAGGUGUCGUUGGAUUUUAGAUUUUAAAACCAAAUUCUGUACCUAUUAUUGCUUUUAUAUUAUUUGACUCAAUAAAAUAAAAUUUAAAGAUUUUAA
Messenger RNA from Aethina tumida (small hive beetle), 5073 nucleotides. RefSeq names its product putative E3 ubiquitin-protein ligase UNKL (gene unk). The transcript is spliced from 10 exons. NCBI's taxonomy places the organism in Eukaryota, Metazoa, Arthropoda, Insecta, Coleoptera, Nitidulidae. The record is from RefSeq and is a predicted model, not a curated record. The coding region runs from base 436 to 2670 and encodes 744 amino acids. Gene Ontology annotation, molecular function: metal ion binding.